GCGGCGCGCAUAUCUUGAAAGCAGAACGUUUCUUUAGCAUUUAAAAAAAAAACAUUCACCGGUCUAUUGUUUAAGUGUUUCAAACCUUUUUUUUUUCUUUUUCAACUUUGGUUGAACCUACCGGAAUAAUGGCGUCUACCGCGGCAGGCAAGCAGCGGAUACCGAAAGUGGCGAAGGUGAAGAACAAAGCUCCUGCAGAGGUUCAGAUCACCGCUGAGCAGCUGCUGAGAGAAGCCAAAGAGAGGGAACUCGAACUUCUCCCACCACCUCCGAAACAGAAGAUCACAGACAAGGAGGAGUUGAAUGAUUACAAACUGAGGAAGAGGAAGGGGUUUGAAGACAACAUCAGGAAGAAUCGCACUGUCAUCAGUAACUGGAUUAAAUACGCACAAUGGGAAGAAAGUCUGCAAGAGGUCCAGAGGGCUCGCUCUAUUUACGAGCGAGCGCUGGACGUCGACCACCGCAACGUCACUCUUUGGCUGAAGUACGCCGAGAUGGAGAUGAAGAGCCGCCAGGUGAACCACGCCCGCAACAUCUGGGACCGAGCCAUCACCAUCCUCCCACGAGUCAACCAGUUCUGGUACAAGUACACCUACAUGGAGGAGAUGCUGGGCAAUGUGGCCGGCUGCAGGCAGGCGUUCGAGCGCUGGAUGGAGUGGGAGCCCGAGGAGCAGGCCUGGCACUCCUACAUCAACUUCGAGCUCCGCUACAAGGAAGUGGACAAAGCCCGCUCCAUUUAUGAGCGAUUCGUCAUCGUUCAUCCCGAGGUGAAAAACUGGAUCAAGUACGCUCGGUUUGAGGAGAAGCACGGCUACAUCGCCCACAGCAGGAAGGUGUACGAGCGGGCCGUGGAGUUCUUCGGGGAGGAGUAUGUGGAUGAGAACCUGUUUGUGGCCUUCGCUCGCUUCGAGGAGACGCAGAAAGAGUUCGAGCGCGUUCGGGUCAUCUAUAAGUACGCUCUGGACCGGAUCCCUAAACACCAGGCACAGGAGCUCUUCAAGAACUACACCAUGUUCGAGAAGAAGUUCGGAGACCGCAGGGGCAUCGAGGACGUCAUCGUGAGCAAACGCAGGUUCCAGUACGAAGAAGAAGUCAAGGCCAAUCCACACAACUACGACGCCUGGUUCGAUUACCUCCGCCUGGUGGAGAGCGACGCCGACCCCGAGACGGUGAGGGAGGUGUACGAGCGAGCCAUCGCCAACAUCCCCCCGAUCCAGGAGAAGAGACACUGGAGACGCUACAUCUACCUGUGGAUCAACUACGCCCUGUACGAGGAGCUGGAGGUCAAGGACACUGAGAGAACGAGGCAGGUGUACCAGGCCUGUCUGGACCUCAUCCCUCACAAAAAGUUCACGUUUGCUAAGAUUUGGCUGCUCUGCGCUCAGUUCGAGAUCCGGCAGAAGAACCUGCAGGGAGCUCGAAAGAUCAUGGGCACGGCCAUCGGCAAGUGUCCGAAGAACAAGCUGCUGAAGGGCUACAUCGAGCUGGAGCUGCAGCUGCGAGAGUUCGACCGCUGCCGGAAGCUGUACGAGAAGUACCUGGAGUUCACGCCGGAGAACUGCACCACCUGGAUCAAGUUCGCCGAGCUGGAGACCAUCCUGGGCGACAUCGAGCGCGCCCGGGCCAUCUUCGAGCUCGCCAUCGGGCAGCCCAGGCUCGACAUGCCCGAGGUUUUGUGGAAGUCGUACAUCGACUUUGAGAUCGAGCAGGAGGAGUUCGGAAACACCAGAAAUCUUUACAAAAGGCUGCUGCAGCGGACCCAGCACGUCAAGGUUUGGAUCAGCUACGCCAAGUUCGAGCUGUCCAUCGACGGGCCCGAGCGGCUGCAGAAGUGCCGGCAGAUCUACGAGGAGGCCAACAAGGGCAUGAGGAGCUGCGAGGAGAAGGAGGAGCGCCUGAUGCUGCUGGAGUCCUGGAGGGACUUCGAGAGGGAGUUCGGCUCCGACGCCACCAGAGAGCGCGUGAGGAAGCUGCUGCCGGAGAAGGUGAAGAAGAGGAGGAAGCUCACGGCCGAGGACGGGUCGGACGCAGGCUGGGAGGAAUACUACGACUACAUCUUCCCCGAGGACGCCGCCAACCAGCCCAACCUCAAGCUGCUGGCCAUGGCCAAGAUGUGGAAGAGGCAGCAGGUGCAGGAGGACUCUCCCGCCGAGGAGUCGGAGAGAGACCCGGCGGCCGAGGAGACGACUUCAGCGUCGCCCGAGGAGCGUCGUCCUGCGGCGGCGGCGGACGACGAAGAGGAGGGCGGCAGAAGCAAUGCGACCGAGGCGGAGCCGGGAAACGCCUACGACGAUCGAGACGACGACGACGACAGCAGCAGCAGCGAGAGCAGCAGUGAUGAAGAGAAGGAGGAAAAGAAAAAGGAACGCCGCCGCCGCAACAGUGAUGAGGAGGAAGAGAAAAAGAAAAAGGAACGUCACAGCAGCGAUGACGAAGAGCAGAAGAAGGAACGUCGCAGCAGUGAUGAAGAGGAGGAGGAGAAGGAGGAAAAGAAAAAGGAACAUCGCCGCAGCAACAGUGAUGACGACAAAGAGAAGAAGAAAAAGGAGCGUCGCAGCAGUGAUGACGAAGAGCAGAGGAAGAAAAAGGAACGUCGCAGCAGCAGCAGUAGCAGCAGCAGUGACGACGAAGACCAGGAGAAGGAGCGCCAGAGCAGCAGCAGCAGCGAGAGCGGCAGCAGUGAUGAAGAUGAGAAAGAGAAGAAGCAGCGGAGCAGAGAUGAUAAAGAAUAGAUUCCAGAUUCAGAGACAUCAAAUAAUCUUUCUACCCCUUUUUUCUGUAUUUUUUUAAAGAAACGGCAGCGAUCCUGAGCAGUCUUUAUUGUGUUUGCUUUGUUACAUUACACACACGUCGACUUCCACGCUC
Salarias fasciatus (jewelled blenny) is the source of this 2865-nucleotide messenger RNA. RefSeq names its product crooked neck pre-mRNA splicing factor 1 (gene crnkl1). Bases 129 to 2732 code for a protein of 867 amino acids. Lineage: Eukaryota; Metazoa; Chordata; Actinopteri; Blenniiformes; Blenniidae. Gene Ontology annotation, molecular function: protein binding. The transcript has 14 exons. The record is from RefSeq and is a predicted model, not a curated record. Gene Ontology annotation, cellular component: U2-type catalytic step 2 spliceosome; Prp19 complex; post-mRNA release spliceosomal complex. Gene Ontology annotation, biological process: mRNA splicing, via spliceosome; spliceosomal complex assembly.